GUCCUGGGCCCAAGCCCACUCAAGAAAGCCCAAACCCUAUAUAAGGAGGCCUAACCCUCCAAACUAAAGACUCUCUCCUUUCCCUUCCUCACUUUCCCCUAAGGUCUCUCUCUCUACUUUAUCUCUCUACAUACCAUACGCUCUCCUAUAUCGUACUAACUUGGGCGUCGGAGCGUAUCCCGGGGGCCGCCCCCGCCUCACAGGUUCUUCCCCUCUCGCGGAGAUCAGACGAAGGAGUCCAGAUCGGAGCCUCACAACCGCCUAGAACAUUCUAGGCACAAACACUUUCUUAUUUCGAUUUCUUAGUUUUGGGUAGGAAAUACAUUGAUUUCUUGUAGUUGAGGUUAUGGGAAGAAGACCCCUUCGGCCAAGUUAGAAAUCCAUUGUCAUUCAAUUCAUGGAUUGUUAGAUUCUAUUCUUGAAGACUAACUAUGCGAACAAAGUCCUUAGCUUUACUGACACACAAAAGUCGGCUAACAAUGCAACCAAAAAGGAUUCCAGGCUUUCGCCUCUUGUUGUUCAAAGGGUAUACCUUUACGAGGAUGGGAUUCUGAGGAACCCUCGAGCAAUCUUGUAAAGAAGGCAACGAGAUGCUUUCCUUGAGAAUGGAGGCUUGUGUUAUCCAAAUCAAACUAUGAUAAACAUGCUCUUUAUGCCAGCAAUGUUCUCAGGCUUCACCAUCAAAAUAACACAGCCAGCUAAGGGAAGUUUUCGGUUUAAAUCUCAGAGCACAACUCUCUUCCAGAAAUGGACUACCUGAUCAGGCAAAACAAGGGGAGGGUUUCUGGAAAGCCAAAAUCUGCAGCAGAGGGAGAGGCUAGCAGUUCCAGAGAAAGAAGAAUCCCUGUGCAGAAGACCGAGUCCUUCAAAGAGAAAAAGAGGGUAUGGUUCGGUAGACAGUUCUCAAGGCAAACCGAUCGAGAUUCUGAUUCAAUGGCGAUUGACCAAGCAGCUGCUGUUGCUGCUGCUGCAUUUGCCAUUGCAGUUUCAAAAAGGCCAAGCUUUUCAGAACCUAGAAGGAAAGCAUUGGAGGAAGCUCCUCCUCGACCUCCUCUGAGACGAACAAAGAGCGAAAGACUCGGGUCUGUAUCAAUAAGAGAUUCAGAAGGAACUACAGACGGCAACAUUGAUGAUUACGAUGAAAAACCAGCUGCAGAGGUUGUUGGUCCCGUUUCAUCAAUGAAAAGGACAUCAACAUUUGCUGAUGUGCCUGCUUCCUCAAUGAAGAAAGCUCCAAGUUAUUCUGAAAAACCUGUUUCAUCGAUGAAAAAGGCACCAUCCUUCACGAAUAAGCCUGUUCUAUCCAUGGAAAGGUUGCCAACUGCAACCCAAUUGCAAUUGAACGUCUCGGAUGGUAAGAGGAAGGAGAAAAUCCCUGAAUCACAAACUGAGCAGCACUUGACAAAACCUGAAGUUUCCUUAGCAAAACCAGAUGGAACUCUUAAGCCUGUAAUCCCGCCUUCUAAGCCUUCCAGAAGGACUGGGAUUGGAGAGUCAACAGCAGAUGCCUGGGAGAGGGUUCAAUUGGAGAAGCUGAAAGAGAAGUAUGAGCAGCAAGAUGACCAGAUAGUCUCCUGGGAGAGCGAAAAGAAAGCAAAAGCCAGACGCCGACUUGAUAAAACUGAGAGUGAAUUGGAGAGGACAAGGUUGAAAGCCUUGGAAAGAUUUCGCAGUGACAUGGACACUGUCACUCAGAUUGCAGGAGGAGCAAGAGCAAAGACAGCUGAGAAGCAGAAGAUUGAAGAGUUGAAAGUGAAACAGAAAGCAGAUAUAAUUAGAAGCACAGGCAAAGUUCCAAGAAGUACAUGUUUCUGCUUCUGAGUGUUGGCCACUAUAUGGCACCUUCAGUAAUUUGUUGGUUUGAGGUUGAGUUUAUAAAUGUAAAGUCGUAACACUUCUUUCACGGAUGUAUAUACAAUAUCUCAAUACAUUGACUAUGUAAAACUAAUUUCUUUGUGUUGAACAAUAUUGAUAAAGAAGCACAAGAUCAAUUACAAGGAAAGAGGAUAAAGAACAAUAUUCGCU
Molecule: messenger RNA, 2025 nt
Organism: Linum trigynum
Lineage: Eukaryota; Viridiplantae; Streptophyta; Magnoliopsida; Malpighiales; Linaceae
Source: the annotation of a GenBank genome assembly